AUGGCCCCCAAGACCACUCCCCUCCUCCUCCUCCUCGCCCUCGGCGCCGCCAACCUCGCGUCCGCCCACUUCGGCCUCGCCUACCCCGAAUGGCGCGCCGACACCCUCAAGGGGACCAACGAGACGGGUUACUCGCAGUGGCAAUACCCAUGCGCCGGCGUCCCCUACGGCGCGGGCAACACCACCGACUGGCCCCUCGACGGCGGCUCCAUCGAGCUCGACCUGCACCACGACUGGACCUACGUCUUCAUCAACCUCGGCAUCGAGUCCGGCGGCAACGUCACCACCCACAACAUCACCCUCACCCCGCAGUUCUGGAACGCCACCGGCUCCGGCGUCCUCUGCGUCGAGAAGCUGAACCUGAGCACCCCCGCGACCGAGGGGCAGAGGGGCAGUAUCCAGGUCGUGACUGUUGGUGAAUCUGGUUCGGGUUUGUACAACUGCGCCGACAUCCGCUUUACCGCGAACGCAACCACCCUCUCCUCCGACAAGUGCAAGACACAAGGCGUCGAGGUCUACCCCGUCAAGGAACAGAACGCAAACGGCACGGUCGAGGAGGGCGGCGGCGGCAACGCGAGCAACUCCACCUCCGGCGGCGGCGGUACCAGCGGCGCGUCCGGCCGCGGCGCGCACGUCGCCGCGUUGACCUCCGUCGUGGGACUCAGCAUGGCCUUCGUCUUCGGCUUGAGCUUGUGA
Messenger RNA from Colletotrichum karsti, 696 nucleotides. RefSeq lists its product as uncharacterized. The record is from RefSeq and is a predicted model, not a curated record. The transcript is spliced from 3 exons. Lineage: Eukaryota; Fungi; Ascomycota; Sordariomycetes; Glomerellales; Glomerellaceae. Bases 1 to 696 code for a protein of 231 amino acids.